UGAUCAGACUCGAGGGCUGCAGGAAUCAUGACCAUGUGAAAGCAGCAGUGUGAGCACGGUGUGUGUGUGUGCAGUGAAUGAAGGAUACACACCUGUGUGUGUGCAGAGACUCUGCGGGGGGGCGUGUGUGCACGCGGGAGUCUGGGUGUCUCCAGGUGAAAGCAGCGGAUUGAGGUAGAUUAUCAGUGCAUGCACAGGCUGGACUACGAAGGCGGUGCUGCAGAGUUAUUUCACAUUCUUCACAUAUUUGACCCCAAAGGACUCCAGGUGACGAUAUUGCACUCAGACCAGGAGAUGUCUUCAUCGGUGAGAUCAUCCCUGCUGCUCAGAUGUUUUAAAGAACCUGUGGGACACUUUCUCCACAUUAACCCUUCAAUGGAAAACUUCUGAGUUGCCGUGAAGCAUGGACAUGGACAUGAUGACUUGCAGCCUUUUCUGAAGCUCUGCAACGAUUUUUUGCAAACAAUAAACACUGCUGAACUUUAACUGGAAGAUAUCAUCUACACGGAGAAUAAAUCAGAGGUUUCAUCAGAUGUUAAAGAGAAUAGAAAGAACAGAGCUCUGAUGGAGGAGUGAACUCUGACGUCACUCAGCAGAAGAAGUUACAGCCUGGUUCAGAGAUGAGUGUCUCUCAGCCCGCUGAAGGAUUCCCUCUCAGGGGGAAGUCUGGAUCCAGCAUGAGGCUACCUCUGCACAGCGCAGGAGACCACAAUGGAAACGCUUUCCCAAUUUCCUCUUCCUCCUCCUCAUCCUCUUCCUCCUCCUGUCUCGGUGAGUCGUCUCCGGAGUCCCUGCGGAGUCUGAGCAGCCUCAGCGGGGGCCGGACCGACAGCCCACUGGACUACGACAUGUUCGAGGUCACUCUGGUGACAACGGUGACGACCAAAACGGAGGAGAUGGGGGACGUGGUCAUUUCAAAGUGGGUGCCAAAGGAAGAAGAGGAGGAGGAGGAGGAGGGAGGUAAAGUGGAUAAUGAUGAAGUCUCUGGAGGAAGGAUGCAGACAGCCGCAGAGGUAACAGAAUCAAACGACAACUCUGUGUCUGUGUACCUGGACGCUCACGGAGGCGAGUCCCACCAUGACACCUGGAACGACAACCUGACGCUGGCCUUGACCCUGACCAUGAGCGAUAGCAGCGAGAGGAGACACAGCUCCUCCACACCUGACUCAGACGCAACAGAGAUGCCUGCAGAUGAUGAUGAUGACGAUAAUGAGGAUGAUGAUGAUGAAGAGGAGGGUGUGUUUCUGUCUGUGAGCUCUGACGUGGGCAUGCGGAGGAGCAGCACGACCCUCAGCAGCCUCACCGCAGAGCUGCAAACUGAGGGGAGCGUGGCCGAGCCGGGGUCAGAGGAGCCAGCGGGGGCCUCUCCUCUCGCUGCAGAGCCUCCUUCCUCUGAGGACCUGAAUGAAACCCUUCUGGUAUCACCUCCCUCUGACAGUCCAGCCCCAGGUGUUAAUGAAGUCUCACCUCCUCCACCUGAGGAGACCGAAAGACGUAACAGAAAAACCCAACACACCGUCAGUCCACAAGCCAGAGCAGCAAAGACCAGACCGACCAGUACGACUUCAAACGCUACCAAAACACCCACGGCCCUCAGAGGAUCCAGUCAGGAGGUCAAGAGAGUCUCCAAACUGGACCUCAGAAAUGUGAAGGCUAAAGUGGGGUCACGCCUGAAUACUUCUCCUCCUAAAACACCCAGCAAGCAAAUAAAAUCUUCUCCCGCUAACGUGAGGAGAGCAGCUCUCAGGAAAGAGGAGCUACAGAGAGAGGACGGGGACAAAAAGCUGCGGCCAGCUGCGGGUCCCGUCAGGGCAGGCGUGACGUUCAAACCAAUCAGAGGGAAAAGCAGCAACCUCCGAACAGCAUCCAGUGACGCCGCUCCGCCAGAGAAGAAGAGCGUCUCUGUCAGCAGGAAACUCUCCGCCUCCACCGGCUCUCUGGGCUCUGACGGGGCGGAGGAAGGACCCAUGGGAUCUCCCAGGAAGGCUGCCCAGGAAGUGCCGGACAAUCACGGGACAAGUGAAGGUGUGGAGACUAAAGCUCACAGUGAAGAUGCUUUGAAGGAGUCUGUGGAGGACCAGAGGGACAGGGCCAGGAAGGAGUCUGUGGAGGACCAGAGGGACAGGGCUGGGAAGUCUGCAGUGGAGAGACCAAGGAAUACUGUCAGAAAAGUCUCCUCCAAGCUGGGACCCAACGCCAGGCAGCUGGGCAGCAAGGGGACAACGGGACCAGCAUCAGCUCCUCCGGGUACAGGCAUUGGACCUCCAGGAACCAGGCAGACCCAGAAUGAGGGUUCCACAGCAAGAGAGGGAGGAGGAUCUCCACCCAGACGGAGGCCGAGUCAGAGUCAGAGUCAGAGCCCUGGUCUCCCCAAACCUCGAACAGCAGCAGAGCGAGCGUCCACAUCUGCUUCCCCGGGUCCCGCAACCUCCAACUCCAAACUAACAGCCAAUCAGCAGCCAGCGCCGGGGUCAGGUGGUCGACCUGCAGCCCCCGCUGCGGCCGCCGGGUCAAAACUUCCCGUUAAAGGAUUACCCACGAGCCUCAGCUCCUCCUCACUGGGAAGCAACGAGAACAAUGGAGCUACCAGAGGAGCUCCAGCACCAGCAGGGACCAAGCCAGAUGAGCGGCCCAGCAGGAGCGCUCUGCCUGUGGGCAGCCAGAGUGGCACAAAGCCCCUGGUCUCCAGCAGCACCAGUGCUCCAAGUGACUCAGCUCCCAGUGCAAACAGUGGAGUCAGUGCGGCUCCUAAAGCUCCUGCAAUGAGGACCAGAGCUCUGUCUCUGCAGGCCAGGACCCCUACUACAGGUCUGAAAAUCCCGUCAGUCACCAACCACAUCACAGCCAAGACAGCAGCCGCCAAUCAAAUGGCAGCAAAGACGCCUCCUGCACCCGGUCAGGGGCUCGCCAAGCCCACAUCCCAGAAUCCUUUGCAAAGAAGCGGUUCAGGGAGGCUCAGUCGAAUGAACAGCUCAGUGGACAAAAACAAACCCCGGGAGGCUCCAGCGAGACCAUCCAACAGCAGCAGCUCACAGGGAGCAGCGCCCCCUGCAGGAGGAAACAACCAGAACCAGCAGCAACCUCCACCUGACCUGGCACCAGACGUGGUGAACGCUAACACCCAGGUAACCCCAGUCCCUGUUCCUGAAACCACCCACACCCCUUCAGGAACCACUGGGGCCCCUGGUCUGGGGUUUAAAGCCAGAACAGGAUCCCGAUCCAGCCCCAGGACCGGGUCCCGUCUGCAGAGCGCAGCAAGGCCGGCCUCAGGCGGAGCUGCUGUCGUGUCGGAUGUGACGGUGCAGACCAAACCAAACCAGAGCAAAGAGCAGGCGGAGAAGAAGAACCAGGCCAUCACCCAGCUGAAGAGGCUGCUGGUCCAGGGGAACAAGAGGGCGGAGGCUCUGGCUACAGUCAUCCAGCAUCUCUUCACUGAGCGUGAGGAAGUCUUUAAGCAGAAGAAGGAGCUGUCUCUGGAGCUCACCAACCUCCGAGAUGAGCUGGUCUCGUCGUCACAAUGCUGCAAGCACCUGCAGAAGGAGAAGGAGGAGGUGCGUGCCGGCCUGGAGGAGGCCCUGCAGAGGCUCGAGGAGCAGCACAAGGAGGAGCUGGUGCAGCUGGAGGACAGAUUGAGGAGCUUCUACCAAACAGAGUGGGACAAAGUCCACCAGACGUACCAGGAGGAGGCUGACAAGUGCCGCGUGUUAAUGGAGCAGCAGGUGGAGGAGCUGAGGACUCGACAGGAAGCAGAGAGGAAGAAUCAGGAAGUGAGCCACAGCCAGAAAAUAGAGAGUCUCAGACAGGAGCAUGAAGAGUCAGUGGAAGAGCUGAAGAAAAUCCAGAAGACCGAGCUUGAGACUCUGCAGAAGACCCUGAAAGAGACGGAGGCGUCUCUCUCUGAGAAAGUGUCCGAGCUGUCGGCCGAGAAGGAGGCUCUGAGCGAGAAGCUGAAAGCCGAGGAGGAGAGGAGGAAGAACAUACUCAGUGAUAAAAACCUGAAGGACUCGCACACCGUGUACCUGGAGCAGGAGCUGGAGAGUCUGAAGGUGGUGCUGGAGAUCAAGAACAACCAUCUGCACCAGAAGGAGAAGAAGCUGAUGGAGAUGAGCAAACUGGUCGACUCCAACGUGAAGCUGGAGGAGUGUUUAAACAAGGUCCAACAGGAGAACGAGGACUACAGGGCCAGAAUGGACAAACAUGCAGCUCUCUCCAGGCAGCUGUCAUCGGAGCAGGCCAUCCUCCAGCAGACGCUGCAGAAGGAGUCGAAGGUGAACAAGCGUCUGUCGAUGGAGAACGAGGAGCUGCUGUGGAAGCUGCACAACGGAGACCUGCUGGCCUCCCCGAGCCGCCGCCUCUCCCCCACCUCACCCUUCAACUCACCCCGAAACUCUGCCUCAUUCCCCACAGCUGCCCCCGUAUCGCCCAGAUAACCUGGACGACCCCCUUAAACACCUCUCCCCCUCUAGCCUCCUGCCCCCCCCAACGUGCAGAGACUCCAGGCACAGCUCAGGUUGUGUUGUACAUUUGGAAUAAAUGUUUUAAAGACUCUUAUUUUGAAAGAGAAAAGACGCUGCAGUGGCACCGAUGCACUUAAGAGUGAGCGUGGGACCGGCCUUGCCCUCUCCCAAAUGCCUGUCCUCCUCUUUUCUUCCUUUUCUGAAGAAAACAUAAACAGCAGGCACACCUCAGGGUCUGUACAUAUCGCCUCUCUCGUUUUGACUAUCUCAAACCUUUCUGCGGUUUCUCUCUGAGUCAUCCUUUCUUUUCUCACAGCCUCUUUUUGAAGGCGGCGUGUGAGAAACCUUGCGUUUGUGACGUUUCGUGGGAACGACCUACAGGUUGUUUGGGUUUGGUGAAUCAUUAAGUGACGGGUACUCUCGGUGGAUCAGCAUGGACUGUUUUUGCCUUUUGACUUCUUCUGAAGAGGACGUUUCCCCCAAAGAGCGAGGCUCAAUCACGGAUCUGCUCCGGACCUCUGGAUGAAGCGGACGGACUCGAAACACGAACGAACACUUGGUCCGUUCACCUGAAGAACUCACCUGAAUUACUGACAUGAACCUUUGAUCCAAUGGAUGUCUGUUCCUCCUGUGAGCUCCUCGCAACCUCUACCUUAAUCUACUUUGUGGAAUGUAAUCACCCUGGAUGUUCAAUCUGAACACACACACACACACACACACACACACACACACACACACACACACACACACACACACACAAACACACACACACACACACACACAUGCACACACACGCACACACACACACACACACACACCUCCUCAGAUCCAGAUAUGCAGUUUAUUUAAGUGUUCCCCUCUCUCCUCUCUGAAUCACCUCGUGCCCAAAGAGAAAGGAUCAGAUCUCUGUCUUUGCUUUAGGUUGUGUAUUAAAUCAGCAGUGAUCGUCCCCCCUCGCCCCACAGACUCUGGUUCUCCUGAAUCCAAAAAGUGUCUGGUGUUAGUCCUGAAGAACCUCAGAUGUACCCGGAUGCCUCAGUGUACCAUGUUCUGCUUUAUUUUGGACACCGAAUAAAAACCGAAUGAAACGAG
Notolabrus celidotus (New Zealand spotty) is the source of this 5549-nucleotide messenger RNA. Its product is annotated as microtubule-associated tumor suppressor 1 homolog. The transcript has 19 exons. Gene Ontology annotation, molecular function: microtubule binding. Bases 621 to 4430 code for a protein of 1269 amino acids. NCBI's taxonomy places the organism in Eukaryota, Metazoa, Chordata, Actinopteri, Labriformes, Labridae. Gene Ontology annotation, cellular component: cytoplasm; nucleus. The record is from RefSeq and is a predicted model, not a curated record.